Acanthamoeba castellanii str. Neff is the source of this 1542-nucleotide messenger RNA. RefSeq names its product PH domain containing protein. Bases 1 to 1542 code for a protein of 513 amino acids. NCBI's taxonomy places the organism in Eukaryota, Discosea, Longamoebia, Acanthamoebidae. The transcript is spliced from 6 exons. The record is from RefSeq and is a predicted model, not a curated record.
AUGUCGCUGCUAUCCAUCAGGGAAGGGGAGUCUGGCAACCACCACCAUCACCACAACAAAGCCAAGAAGGAACCGAGCUCCAGCAAGGCGCUUCUCUUUGAGAAGGUCAAGGAAGCCGAAGAACGGCUCGUCCGUUCCGGGAGUGACGCCGUCGAAGAGAGCCUGGUCAUCAUCAGCCCGCACGGGCUCAACCCCAAGGUCAAGCGCUUGGUGCUCAAGCCCUACUGCCUCACGAUCCUCGGCUACAAGACCGGUAAGUUCAACCGGCAGUGGCCGCUGGAGGACAUUGUCAAGGUCAAGCGUCAUGCCAUCAACCAUAACUGCUUCACCGUCACCUGCCUGGAGCGAAAGAAGAAGAAGAUCAAGAACCAGCGGUACAGCUUCGAGGUCAAGAGCGAGAUCGAGUGCUGGCGCUGGAUCGAGGUGCUCACGGCCGCCACGUCGGCCGUGCUCAACGAGCAGAACAAGUCGUCGGCCGGCAGCCAGCUGAACCCCAGCGACAGCGGCACGCUAAAGCGCAGCCGCUCGACGUCGGCUCCGCCCGCCAUGGCGCCACCGCUCAUGCGCGGCCAGUCGCUGAACGCCAAGACGGCCGAGACGGACGAGGACGAGGACGAAGAGAACGAUCCCUACGCCGACGAGCAGUCGGACGACGACGAAGACGACAGCAGGCCGAUGUACCACCACCACCACGGUGCGGCGCAGCACAAGGAGAAGGAUAUGGAGCCGGCUCAGCGGAAGGGGCUCCAUUCGGUCGCGUUUGCGGCCGACGCUCAGCAGAAGGACAACUGGGCGCACUUCCAGCCCAGCGGCGCGAGCAUCACGCCACCGGGCACGCCGAUGAGGAAUGUUAACUAUGCUGCGCCCGCCACGGUCACCUUCAACCCCUUCGCUCCGGCCUCGGGCCAGCAGCCCGCUCAGCCCAUCAGCCCCUACGCGGCCCACCAGGUCCAGGCCCAGCAACAGUCGCAGCCGCAGCUUCAACAGCAACAUUCGCAGCCUCAGCUCCAGCAGCAACACUCGCAGCCGCAGCUUCAGCAGCUUCCGCCCAUGCAGCCCAUGAACCACCAGCAGGCCUUCCACAUACAGCAACAGCAGCAGCACCUCCAGCAGCAGCAGCAGGCGUCGCACAGCUUCCCGUACUCGCCGGUCGCUCAGUCGCUCGCAUCGCCUCCCUCCUCGCUGAACCACAUGUCGCCGCCGUCCUCCAGCGCUGCCGCGCAGCACAAGGCUGCCGACGCUCCCAAGAGCGCGUCCGCUGUCUACAUCACCACCAUGUCGCCGCCUGCUCAUAUGCGCAUCGUGCAAGAUCUCGGACUCCUGAGCGCCACCGGCAGCGCGGCCGCGCCCACGAACCCGACCCAGUGCGGCGCGCAGGUCGAAGCCGCGCUUCAGGCCGCCAGGCAGGAGCUCUCCCUGAGGGCUGCCUCGCGAGGGGCCAACGCAGUCUUCCAAACUUCAUUCAGCACUGCGUUCCAUCAGUGGGGCGUGACGGUCCUCGCCUGCGGCACGGCGUGCGUGGCCACCAUGGUCACCAACUGA